AUGGCAGCAGCAAACAUCGUGGUUCCGACGACCGAGGAGGGCCAGACGGCGCCCGCGGCGCCCGCCAAGGGCGUCGAGCAGCAGCAGAGCGUGGACCCCUGGAACGUCAGCGGCGGCAUCGACGCCGAGGGAAAUGUGCAGGCCAUCAACUACAACAAGCUUGUCGAGGAGUUCGGCACCAAGCUGAUCGACGCCGAGCUGCUCGAGCGCUUCGAGCGCGUCACCGGCCACAAACCGCACCGGUUUAUGCGCCGCGGCAUCGUCUUCUCCCACCGCGAACUCGACGUCAUCCUCGACAGGCACGAGCGAAACGAGCCCUUCUUCCUCUACACUGGCCGCGGCCCCAGCAGCGACUCGAUGCACAUUGGACACACGGUCCCUUUCGAGUUCACAAGAUGGCUGCAAGAGGUCUUCCAGGUGCCCUUGGUGAUCAUGAUGACCGACAAAUAUCUCUUCAGCGAGAAGAGGACAAUCGAGGAGGUCCAAUCCUACACAAAGACGAAUGUCAGGGACAUCAUCGCCGUCGGCUUUAACCCGGAAAAGACAUUCAUUUUCUCGGACUACGACUUCAUCGGCGGUGCUUUCUACAAGAACAUCACAAGGUUGUCGAAGCACAUCACAUAUAACCAGGCCAAAGCCAUCUUCGGCUUCAAUGAUAGCACAAAUAUCGGCAAGAUCCACUUCGGCAGCAUCCAAGGCGCAACGAGCUUCGCAUCGUCUUUCCCUCACAUUUUUGGGGAUGACGAGAAGAUCUCAAGCAAAAUCCCCUGCUUGAUUCCUUGCGCCAUCGAUCAAGAUCCCUACUUCAGGAUGACGCGCGAUGUGGCGUCGAGGCUAAAAUUCGCCAAGCCGUCUCUUAUCCACGCGCGCUUCCUUGACGCUUUACAGGGCCCCGGGUCCAAGAUGAGCGCAAGCAUCGACACGUCGGCCAUCUUCAUGAAGGACACGCCGAAGCAGAUCUUGAACAAGGUCAACAAAUACGCAUUCUCAGGCGGCCAGGUCACCGUUGAGGAGCACAGGGAAAAGGGCGGUGACACUACCAAGGACGUGCCGUACCAGUACCUUACCUUCUUCCUUGAGGAUGACGAAGAGCUCGAGAAAAUUAGGGUUGAGUACAGCACGGGCAAGAUGCUGACGGGCGAGAUCAAGCAGAGGUGCGCGGAGGAGCUCCAGAAGUAUGUGCUAGGCUUCCAGGAGCGGCGCGCCAAGGUGACGGACGAGGUUGUGGCCGAAUUCAUGAAGACCAGGCCACUGAGUCUCAAAUGGAACACGGCGGGCCUCGGUACAGAGACCAAGGAUGGUGCCGAGGGUGAGGCCGCCGGUGAUGGGAAGAUGACCAAGAACCAGCUGAAGAAGCUCGAGAAGGCGCGGCAACAGGCGGAAAAGAAGGAGAAGAAGCAGGCCGAGAAAACGGCUGCUGCAGGCGCACCAGCAGCCAAGGAAGAGGCCAGCUAG
This is a messenger RNA of Gaeumannomyces tritici R3-111a-1, 1455 nucleotides long. RefSeq names its product tryptophanyl-tRNA synthetase. The transcript is spliced from 9 exons. Gene Ontology annotation, cellular component: cytoplasm. Lineage: Eukaryota; Fungi; Ascomycota; Sordariomycetes; Magnaporthales; Magnaporthaceae. Bases 1 to 1455 code for a protein of 484 amino acids. The record is from RefSeq and is a predicted model, not a curated record. Gene Ontology annotation, biological process: tryptophanyl-tRNA aminoacylation. Gene Ontology annotation, molecular function: tryptophan-tRNA ligase activity; ATP binding.